ACUAAAAGAAACACAGUGAUGGAUCCAGAGACUUCAUUGUAGUACAUUUCUAAGAAAUAUACUAGGUUACAAAAUGUGGCCACUUUAAAAAACCCAGGGCAUCCAUCUCACUGCUCUCCAGUCAGCUGACUUUCCCCAUCGGUGGAGUGAGGCCUCCACAGCUAGGGCUGACUUCCUCAUAGGGCCAAGUGGCCCUGAUUUGUCUCUCCAACAGCUCAUAUCAGCUGUGUGUCCUUAACUCCACCUCCGAAUCUAGACUAAGGCAAAGGCCUCACUCAUGUGGGCCUGGUGACUGCUCUGCUUACCUAGUCACACAGCCUAACCUGGGCCCAUCCCAGUUUAUUGUGAGUCAGCUGAACAAGGGGCGGGCACCACCCUUCCCGGAGCAGGAAUCCAACUGGCACACAGGCCACCAGCACAUCCCAAGAGACUCUGCAGUGGCCGGAGACGGAUACAGAGCAUCUGGCCAGCAGGGUGCUUCAAGGAGCAAUUAUGUCUGUCCUAUACCCAUCUCUGGAGGACCUGAAGGUGAGCCAAGUCAUCCAGGCCCAAGCCAGAGCCUCACCCAGGAUGCUCACUCCGUCAGCCCCGAUGGCUUCUGCACCCCCACUUUCAGAGUUGUACCCAAACUUGGCGGAACUGGAGAGUUAUAUGGGACUGUCCCUCUCUAGCCAAGAAGUCCAGAAGAGCCUGCCUCAGAUUCCAGAUGGUGACAAUACGGUGGUCACUAGCCCUGGGGCUGGCCAGGUGACAGCACCAGUCUCUGGGAACAACCUGGGUGUGCUGCGUGCAGAGAUCAAGCCUGGGAUGCGUGAGAUCCACCUGUGCAAGGACGAGCGUGGCAAGACUGGACUGCGCCUGCAGGCUGUUGACAAGGGGCUCUUUGUGCAGCUGGUCCAGGCCAACACCCCUGCGUCCCUCGUGGGGCUGCGCUUUGGGGACCAGAUCCUGCAGAUCGACGGGUGUGACUGUGCUGGGUGGAGCACAUCCAAAGCUCACAAAGCACUGAAGAAGGCGUCCGAGGAGAAGAUUGUCAUGAUUGUUCGGGACAGGCCGUUCCAGCGGACCGUCACCAUGCACAAGGACAGCUCAGGCCAGGUUGGAUUUUUCAUCAAGAAGGGGAAGAUUGUAUCCGUGGUAAAGGGAAGCUCCGCAGCCCGCAAUGGACUUCUCACCAACCACUACGUGUGUGAGGUGAACGGGCAGAACGUCAUCGGGCUAAAGGACAAAAAGAUUACGGAGAUUCUGACCUCAGCCGGCAGCGUCGUCACACUGACCAUCAUUCCCACUGUGAUCUACGAGCAUAUGGUCAAAAAGUUGUCUCCCCUGCUGCUUCACCACACCAUGGACCACUCCAUUCCAGACAUCUGAAGUCACGGGCAGCCCGGGCCUCCCGCCACCCUGCAGCGGACAGCGGUCCUCAGAUGACAGGCUGCAGCUGGCUUGCUGCCUGGGUCUGGGCAUCGCAGGGGCCAGGCCCCAGGGGGACGCAUAUUGGAUGGGCCAGUCUGCCAUUGCCGUUUCCAGGCCUCCCUGGAUCCCGACUCCUCGCUGUGCUGAGGUACAGGAGGGGCCGAGGCACUUGGUGCUCUGUACCCUAGCUGCUGGGCACUUGGGCAGAACGGCAGAAUGUCACUGAAGGCAGCUGGGUCCCUUUGCAGACUUCUGCCUCUUCUAGAAAGUCAGCCAUCUGACUCGACAGAGGAAUUCCUCAUUGUGUUCUUUGCCUUCACUGGUCUUUGUCACAGAUUGUAUAUAGAUUACUUGUGUAACCCUUUACUGUCUUUUGAAUAAAGAGCGGAUCUUAAACACA
Peromyscus leucopus (white-footed mouse) is the source of this 1813-nucleotide messenger RNA. It is a transcript of the gene Sdcbp2, whose product is annotated as syndecan binding protein 2. The transcript is spliced from 9 exons. The coding region runs from base 493 to 1371 and encodes 292 amino acids. Gene Ontology annotation, cellular component: plasma membrane; cytoplasm. Gene Ontology annotation, molecular function: protein binding. The record is from RefSeq and is a predicted model, not a curated record. Lineage: Eukaryota; Metazoa; Chordata; Mammalia; Rodentia; Cricetidae.